Molecule: messenger RNA, 563 nt
Organism: Colletotrichum navitas
Lineage: Eukaryota; Fungi; Ascomycota; Sordariomycetes; Glomerellales; Glomerellaceae
Exons: 1
Coding region: 167-505 (112 amino acids)
Source: RefSeq, a predicted model, not a curated record
GGUACGUAGUAGUGUGCGGGAGGGAAGUCUAGACUAGGUAAUCUCUGGCAAACCCUAGUAGACGGCUCAAGCGAACCAAUAAUUACCGUUUACCCCAAAGCUUCAGCAGUCAUCGGCUAACUAACUACCGGUACCUGCCACGGCUGCGAGGUAGCAGGAUGAGGUGAUGUGCCUUGUCGGAUGUGUACUCUGUAGUCUUGCAUCCUUGUCGACCGUGUGUAGCCAGGACAGUUGUUGUUGGCGUUGGGAAGUCCCCACAAGGCAGCGUCUCCAUCCAUUACUUCAUCCCAAGACCUCUCACGCUCAGUUUUACAGUACACCCGGGCUGCAUGAAAACGACGUCAGACCUUGGCACGGGUUCCUCAGACCAACUGUCGCAUCUCGGUCCGCCGCUGAUCGAGGGUCCGGAUGGCGCCCGGUGCGGGGCAGGAGUCCAUCGUUCGUCGUCCGUCCAAGCAAGCCAGACCACGCCCCCUCCUCCUUGAGUUCGGUGGAUUUAGUUUGAUGAAGUUGAUGCCGCUGUUCCCGGGUGACGAGGGAGGUUUAGUUACGAGAUAUCCCAU